Zonotrichia albicollis (white-throated sparrow) is the source of this 1368-nucleotide messenger RNA. Lineage: Eukaryota; Metazoa; Chordata; Aves; Passeriformes; Passerellidae. The record is from RefSeq and is a predicted model, not a curated record.
GGCAAUGAUCGCUGCACCUUCUGCACCCGAAGCUGUGGCCUGGGCCAGGAGAGCACCAGCAAAGGUUGCCAGCCUUGCCGCCAUGGGACCUUUAAUGAUCAGCCCAAUGGCUCCUGCAAAAACUGGACAAUGUGCUCUGGAAACCAAAUCCUGGUGCCUGGAACUCCAGCAAAAGAUGUCAUUUGCAAACAUGCUUCAGUUAAUUCCACUUUAGUCACUACUCUACCUACAACAUCUCUUGACAUUCCAUUUUAUAUCACUGUGCCAGGGAAGGAUGUUCAGGCAGACACAAUCAGGAUUUCUCUCGCUGUGGCUGGGCUGUCGUGCUUGAUGUUCCUGCUGCCUUUGUGCAUCUGCUUCAGUGUCUGGCAGAAAAAGAAACUACACGCUGUCUUCAAGAAAAUGCACACACCUGAACAGUCAGUUCAGGAGGAUGAUGCCUGCAGCUGCCACUUCCCUGAGGAAGAACAAGGUGAAUAUCAGAAUCCUGGAAAAUCCACAGAAUUGAGAGAUCUCCUGGUGAACUAGAAAUUGAACUGUCCAAGUCAGCCACAUUUUCUUUUGGAGCACAGAACAAGAAUCUGUUUAUGUAAAUAGAGCAAGUGUCAGCACCUGAGUGUUAGGGCAGUAAAUAGUCUAGCUACUGGGGAAAAGGUAUUUUUUUAAUAUUUCUUUAAAAAAUAAUAAAAAACCCUCAAAACAGUUUGCUGAUUUUCUUCCUCUACGAAUAAGGAUAUUUCUGAGAAGUGGUUCUUGAUUUACAUGUAGAAAGAAAUGCUGCAUUUAAAAGCUCUAACAGAGGUGCAGAAUAGUUUUCUGGUCCAUCAUUAAUGUUACCUGAGCCAUAAUUUACAUGCAUUCCAAAGGGAUCUGAAGCUAAAAAGGAGAUCACAUUGUGGAGUCGCUUGUGACAUUCAUGAUCUCUUAAUACCAGCCAUCCUCUUGAGUCUGGAGUCAAAGAUGCUCCCAAAGUCUGGCUCAAACCCAGCAGUCUUGAGGUUUAUUUGCAGAUACAGAUGGAGCUCAUUUGAUCCCAUCACCCCUGGAAACAAAUCCCUCACCCCUGCCAUGUCCUUACAUGCAGGGGAAAAGAAGCCAUGAAAAUCUUGAGCUGCAGAGGCUCCACAGCAGCAUCUGCUGUUGUGUUGGCUGGAGGGAGGCAGUGGAAACACUGAGAGAAGCUGUGGUUGACUUGAACUUAGAAAUAGCUGUAACUUUGCAGCUGGACUGCACCACCCUCAGCCCUACAUCAUUCAGCUUUGAUCUUCUGGGUGACGUAAACUUUAUGUACACUGCAGCUGUAAGUGUGAUAUCUUUGUGGUACUAUUUUUGGAACUGAGGUUGGAAAGAUUUUAACAUCAGACACUG